This is a messenger RNA of Drosophila miranda, 3634 nucleotides long. RefSeq names its product putative GPI-anchored protein pfl2. NCBI's taxonomy places the organism in Eukaryota, Metazoa, Arthropoda, Insecta, Diptera, Drosophilidae. The transcript is spliced from 4 exons. The coding region runs from base 526 to 2808 and encodes 760 amino acids. Gene Ontology annotation, molecular function: growth factor activity. The record is from RefSeq and is a predicted model, not a curated record.
CACGUUUCGCUUCGGUUUAGUCUCGAUAAUUCAAUCGACGUUCAACGUUGUGUCUGCCCUGUGUGCCCCGCGAUUGUGCCGUUACGCGAUUACGAAUACUCCAACGAAUACCCUCAACGCUCCAUGCCCAAAUACGUGCCGCAGGGUGCAAAAAAAAUAAAUAAAAUUAUAUAACAAAAUUUAUUGUCGCAGCAAAAGCGGAAGUACAUCGCGUGUGUGUGUGUGUGCUUGUGCCUCUGCAAUGGAUUUAAUUUUCAUUUGCCGCUGCAUUCCCCAGUGAAACCGAAACGCGAACAAUACUCGCGGACAGUGGAAAUGAGCUCGGGCUAGAGCCGUGUGCCACCACCACCGCCACCGCCACCACCUCGUAUCGGUCAAGUGAAGCGCGAUUACACGGGGAUUACGACGCCCAAUGUCAUCCCAAUCAAUUGAUCGCCAAGCAGCCACUCACCUAUUGAGGCAUUAGUUUACUGCUCCCGUCUGGCAGUAAAUGGGUUCAAAUUAUGUACAUUAAUCGCCGAAUGAAUGUCGAAUCAGUUAGAGAGACUGCUGUUUUUUAUUGUGGUGAUUUCAGGUGCAUUAUGUACAGUAGAAGAUUACGUAAUAAUGUCACAGUGUGCACACAACAAAGCCAUACACCUAGCUGCGGCAGGAACAGUCUCAGUGAUAGACAUUUCACAGAUACAAAAUAUAACGAUAGUCGGCCUCCCGGAUUAUGUGAACAACGAAUUCAAAAUAGCACUGUACGCAAAAGAAACCCAAAGGUAUUUGUGUUUCAACGACAAUUGGAGAUUAGUUGGCAUGAGGGAACUGCGCGAUACCUGCUACUUCAACGAGACGAUCGUGCACGGUUAUUUCGUGUUCCGGUCCGUUGUCGACCUGCAGCGCCGUGUCGGGUUCACGCACCGAGGUAAGCCCGUGGGACCCAAGAAGACCGUCAACAAUGCCUGCUACAUGUUCAACAAGAUCGAUGCCGAGCAGUUUUUCCAUCAGCACACGUUACCAAAAUGGCGCGAGAUGGCCGCCAGCCAGAUGAUGGCCAGCAAUGGGAAUGGCAGCAGUAAUGGCCGAAAGCCGUUGCCGCUGCCUCUGCCGCUGCCGUCGCGCAGCAACAAAAACAAUCGCCUCAAAUCGAAUAACCAAAAUCAAAAGUUGCAGCCGCAACAGGAGCAUCAUGGCCAUAAUAAUAAUAACAGUAACAUUAUUAUUAACAAUAGUAGUAAUAGUCUAAGUAGCACUAACAAAAGGAGAUUAGCAUUAAAUCGACAGAAGCAGCAGCAGCAGCAGAAACAGCAGCAGCAUCAAGUGCGACACCAUCACAAUGAUCCUUCGCUGCUGGCCAGGCGGCAGCAGCACGACAAGAAGCAGAAGCGACGACGCAAGGAGCAGUUGCAACAACGAGUCACAGCUAGUCCAACGAAACGAAUGACUGCAGCAGCCACAGCUGCCACCACGGCAGCAACAUCCACAUCCGCAACGACCACUGCAACCAAAUGGUCAACAGCCACACUGUCCAUCAAGUGCAAGGGGAGACGAAGAAAGGGCAAGCCAAAGGCAAAGCCGCCGCCAGUCACGGCUGCCACAUCAACAUCUUCCGACGACUCCCUCUACAGUAGCAGCAGCAGCAGUAGCAGCAGCGGCAUGGGCUACGAGGAUCCCUACAAUGCCAGCAGCACUAGCAUCACUACCUUGGAGCCCUGGCCCACCUGGUCGACCAUUGAUAGCUUUACGCCAAAUUUUGCGGGUGUAAGUAGCAGCAGCAGCAGCAGCACAACUGCAACAUCAGACGACAGUAUUAGCAGCAGCAGCAACUACCAUGCCUGGUCCACAUUCAUCACGGAGCUGGAGAGCGAGGCCUCAUCGGCCACCACCACCACGACAGAGAUGAGCGGCAACGACACCGAGCUGCUGCUGCAGUACGAGGCAGAGCUGGUGGAAGACGCGGAGACAGUGUCCACGACGGACUAUGAAACCAAAGGAACAUCAGCGGCAACAGCGGCAACGGCAGCCACAACUACUUCGACAGCGGGCACACAGCUGGUGAUAGAGCAGACGCCGCUGCAGCAGGAGCUAGCCACCACUCUCGCCAGCCAGACUGAUCUUGCACCGAGCACGCAUAAGCUGAGCAGGCAUCGUGGCGGUGGCAGUGGCAGUGACAGCAAGGAGAACCACAGGCAGUGGCUGCAGGGCGACAAUAAGUUGCAGCAGCAGCAGCAGCACAAGCUCCUGCUGCCACUGCAGCCGCCAACAGGCAGCACGCGUGUACCUUCCGCGACGACGCCCAGGAGGAGGCUCUCCCUAUCCACAUCCACUGUGGAGAGGAUGACGGCAACGCCGCCUCAGCAGCAUGGCCUCAUAGACAAGAUUUUCAGCGUGUACAAGAACAUCAAUAGCAACCUGAACAACACCCUCACCGAGGCCUCGCCGACAGUCGAUACCAGUCGAGGGGGGACCGUCACGGCGGCGACCACCAGCCCAGUCACCAAGAAGUCCCUGCGCAAGUCCACCCAGAAGCUGAUGGCCACGCCCUACCACCAGCUGACCUACGUGCGCAACGAGGCGGGGGACAUCGACAUCGACAACCUGGACAAUAUCAGCGUCUAUCCCGAUCUCUUCGAGGGGGAGCUGGACGUCAGCGACAGCGGCAACGGCAACGGCUCCACCAGCAACAGCCGCCUCACCUUCGUCAGCGGGUACGUGGCCACCUCGCCCACGUCCGUGCUGCCCGAGUCGAUACGGAUCGCCAAGAUCAAGAUCAACAACGAGCGCCGGCGCCUGCAGCUGCACAGCCAGCGGAGGUUCGCGUAGUAUCAUCAUUUUGGAGAUUAUACCCGCACUCAGAACAGUUUUCGAAUGAAUUAAGGCACGAUUAAAAAACAAACAACAAAUUAUGGAUGAAUUAACUGCAAUUUAUAAUGAACUGAUACAUAUAUAUACAGCGAUCGAUACUCGUAUAGGCCUAUACGGAGUUGCUUACUGUUCAGUACCUCAGCUCAGACAGAAGUUUGUACUUGCACGCCUUAAAGCACACUACAGAAGCGGAAGCGGAAGCGAAGAAGACCAGGAAGACUAUUACUCAGGCCAUACAUCACCCAAUGGAGUACAGAGUACAGUAGACGGCGGAGGUCGGAGGGCCGAAUGGAAAGAACUCGCAGAACUGACUAUGUAGCAGUAUAAAUGAAAAGACAAUAAGAUUUUUAUUUACGAGUAUGUGCUAUAUAAGCUAACGAAACGAAACGAAAUGAAACGAUGAGGAGAGCCGUAACGAUAGCAAUAACGAUAACGAUAGCGAUAGCGAUAAUCGAUGAUUGAUUGAUGUUUCAUAAUUAACUGCAAAAAACAAACUGUUGAAAUGGAAAUGGAAAAUGAAAUUGAAAUUGCAUUUGCUUGCAGCUGACCUUUGGUUACUAAAUCAAUUAAAUUUAUUAGCAAUGAGAAUUAAUACAAGCAAAUGCUAAACAAAAAUCGAUAAAUAUAUAUAUAAAUAUAUGCAUAUAUUUUCAAAAUUUUAUAACGAAACGAAAACCAAUUGCACUUAGAAAACAAAUAACAAAUUUAACGAAAAGCAAAAACCCAUGAAGACGUUUUUAUACCCGAUACUCAAAAUGAGUAUUGGGGUAUAUUAGAUUUGUGG